Messenger RNA from Anoplopoma fimbria (sablefish), 2875 nucleotides. RefSeq names its product squalene epoxidase a (gene sqlea). The record is from RefSeq and is a predicted model, not a curated record. The transcript is spliced from 11 exons. Gene Ontology annotation, molecular function: squalene monooxygenase activity; flavin adenine dinucleotide binding. Gene Ontology annotation, biological process: cholesterol metabolic process; sterol biosynthetic process. NCBI's taxonomy places the organism in Eukaryota, Metazoa, Chordata, Actinopteri, Perciformes, Anoplopomatidae. The coding region runs from base 179 to 1894 and encodes 571 amino acids. Gene Ontology annotation, cellular component: endoplasmic reticulum; membrane.
AUCAUGAGUUAGAAAGGUAACCUUUUGUUUUGGAUUGGCUGACUUGUUUUUGGAUCAGCUGAGAAACAACAUGAAGAGUUAUUAUUAAUUGCGAGCUAAUUUUCUGUCAGCCUUAAAAAAACAAACGGUUUCUCAGUACUAGUGCUUUUACCAUCUAUUUUCUUUUUAAUCCAUAAAGAUGUGGACCUUCCUGGGAAUAGCCAGCUUCACCUACCUUUACAAAAAAUCCAACACACUUUUGACUUAUGCUCACAAAGAGCUUUUAAUGGCCGCAGCCUUAUUUCUGACUGUCGGCCUGCUGCUAUCAUAUGUCAGGUAUUUUCAUGUCCAGAAGCUCAGAGUCUCUCAGGUAUUAUAUUUGCCUCUGAGUCUCUUGUCUUUUUUACCUGUUAUCAACAAUUUAAUCCCCCAAACUUCAACACAGAGGAGCGAGAAAGCAGAGAAAAGCUGCAAAAAGAGCCGGAGAACAAGGAAAAGAGUAGAUGCAGAGUCCUCCGCCUCACCCAGUGCCUCAGCCAGUGGCCCCUCAGCGGCCCCAGAGCCAGAUGUGGUGAUAGUAGGGGCAGGGGUCCUGGGCUCUGCCAUGGCGGCAGUCCUAGCCCAGGAUGGGAGGAGGGUGACGGUGGUGGAGAGGGACCUGAAGGAGCCUGACAGGAUAGUGGGGGAGCUGCUGCAGCCUGGAGGGUUCAGGGCGCUCAGAGAGCUGGGACUGGAAGGUUCAGUGGAGGGUCUGGAUGCCCAUCUGGUGAACGGCUAUGUGAUCCACGACAUAGAGACCAGCACGGAGGUGGAGAUCCCGUACCCUCAGGGGCAGGACAGCACCAAGUGUGGACGUGCUUUCCAUCACGGUCGAUUCAUCAUGGGCCUGAGGAGAACCGCCCUGGCCCAGCCAAAUGUCACAUUCAUAGAAGGCAGCGUGACCAGUUUGCAAGAAGAGGACGGCUGUGUAACCGGAGUGCAGUACAAGGAGAAAGAAACUGGAGACAUUAAGGAAAUCCAUGCUGCGCUGACUGUUGUGGCUGAUGGCUGUUUCUCUAAAUUCAGAAAGACUCUGGUCUCUGGGAAAGCUCAGACCUCCUCUCACUUUGUUGGAUGCCUCAUGAAGGACUGUCCCCAGUUUAAAGCCAACCAUGCUGAGUUGGUGCUGGCCAACCCGAGCCCGGUGCUCGUCUACCAGAUCUCCUCCUCAGACACCAGAGUACUGGUGGACAUCAGGGGGGAGAUGCCUCGAAACCUCUCAGAGUACAUGGCUGAGAAGAUAUAUCCACAGCUGCCAGAGCAUUUAAAGGAGCCUUUCAUGGUGGCACUGCAGAACGAUCGACUCAGGUCCAUGCCUGCCAGCUUCCUCCCUCCCUCCCCUGUCAUCAAGCCAGGCGUGCUUCUCCUGGGUGAUGCCUACAACAUGAGGCAUCCUCUGACGGGAGGAGGGAUGAGUGUGGCUCUCAAUGACGUUCGCAUCUGGAGGAGUCUGCUCGAAAAUAUCCCAGAUCUCUAUGACGACAGUGCUAUGCUGCAGGCAAAGAAAAAAUUCCACUGGGAACGCAAGUCAUCACAUUCUUUUGUGGUGAAUGUGUUGGCACAAGCCCUGUAUGAGCUGUUUGCAGCCACAGACAAUUCUCUUCAUGAGCUGAGAAAAGCCUGCUUCCAGUACUUCAAGCUUGGCGGAGAGUGCAUCGCUGGGCCUAUUGGACUCCUCUCAGUGUUGACCCCUAAACCCAUGACCCUCAUUGGACACUUCUUCGCCGUGGCAAUGUUCGCAAUCUACGUCAACUUCAAGUCUGAGUCUUGGUACACCAAACCUCGAGCUUUAUUCAAGAGUGGAGCCAUCCUGUACCGAGCCUGCACAGUCAUGUUUCCACUCAUCUACUCUGAGUUCAAGUACCUGGUGUACUGAAGAGCUCAACACCUGGACACAGAAGGACCAAACUCAGUGGAAGGUUGUCAUAGUCACGGCGUAAUUUAAAGCACAACAAUCCUCGCAUAUGUUGGUAUAAAAAUCAGCGUUUAUGUACCAAACCAUUUGGCUGUCGAGGAUUUUCCACAAUAUGCCUUUGCCUUCCUGAAGAUGGCCUUGUCUUAAUGUCCUACUUAAUGCCUUGUUUCAAUUUGGACAUAUUAUUCAAUAAUGCCAAUGCGAUUUUCAUGAAUAUUAAAUACUGUGGAAUUAAUCCUGCCCAACAGAACUGCUAUGUGGAACAUGGCAUCUGAAUUUUAUAAUGAUUUUGCAAUAGAGCCAUUUUUCUGCUGUAUAUUUUCCUGCUGAGCUAAUUUUGUCUGUAUUAAAUACGGGAAUCCUCAUGUAAUGAUAAUAUAUAUUCUAUUACUAGAAUGAAUCAUUUUUAAAUCGAAAGCACUGAUGAUGGGAUGUUAUAAAUGCAAGCCGUCUGAAUCAUGUUGUACUUCAUACAGAAACCCAGUAUAUUUUCCAGCCUUGUUUUGUUGACUAAAAUAUCUGCUUCACUUGUUCAAUCACACACAUUCUUACAGUAAUGAUCACUUCCUGCCUUCCUGAUACCGUUUCUCUUUUCAUACAUUAUAAGGGACAUGUUUUUGGUUUCUACAUUCAGUCUAAAAUAUGCUGACAGUGCAGAACUCAUCAUCCCAGAACUCAAGAAUGAUCCCUGCACUUUCAGUCCUGCUGGAUGUCAUUAAAUACCUGACGCAGGAUGCCUGGGGGAAGUUUGGGUUUGACGGGGACCUGAGAUGGAAGGCACAACACUCAUAUUAGGACCAAGUCAGCGGAUGAUGCUCAGGCAGUGUUUGUCCUGAGCUGACACAGACGAGGAAGUCCUCACAUGUAAUUCACCACUGCUGUGUUUACUUGUGCCUGCAUUUGGCUUGAUGGGCCGUUAAAUAAACCACACAUGACAGAGAA